Molecule: messenger RNA, 1924 nt
Organism: Clarias gariepinus (North African catfish)
Lineage: Eukaryota; Metazoa; Chordata; Actinopteri; Siluriformes; Clariidae
Gene: tp53
Product: tumor protein p53
Exons: 12
Coding region: 379-1485 (368 amino acids)
Biological process (GO): apoptotic process; protein tetramerization; regulation of transcription by RNA polymerase II
Cellular component (GO): nucleus
Molecular function (GO): RNA polymerase II cis-regulatory region sequence-specific DNA binding; DNA-binding transcription factor activity, RNA polymerase II-specific
Source: RefSeq, a predicted model, not a curated record
GCGCGCUGAGAUUUCGUAGCCGUGUCGCGCGCUUUCUCACUGAGCGAAACUUAAUUGAUAUGUACUCCCCGCGCUGUAAUCAAGCUCGCGCAGAGUUUAACACUUCGUAAGCCGAGUUCGCGGACCUGUUGGAUCACGUGACCGACUGACUCCGCCUCCUGGGGAAUUCCCCGAGAGCUCGUGGAGGUUUUCAUUGAGCCGGAAGCGGGAGAGUGUUUAGGGAAAAGCGGCUGAGGUAAAUCGGUGUGUGUGUGUGAGAGAGCGCGCGGAUUUCCAGCUGGAGAGGAGAUUUUCUCUUAAGCCCCGCCCUCCUGCGCGCGGAUUGGCUGUCUUUUCGAGCUUCUCAGCCCAGAGUGUGUGUGUGCGUGUCCGGCCCAGAUGGAGGUACUCGGAGAGGGAGAACCUACAGGCAGUCAGGAGUUUGCAGAGAUUUGGCAGCAGAUUCUUUCAAACCCUGACGACAGCCCAUGGGCAAACUAUCAGGACAUUCCUGAGGACCUGCCGGACGUAACUCUCCUGGAGGACGUGUUGGAGCCGCAGUCGUCCUCGUCUCCUCCCACCUCCACCGUCCCCGUCACCUCCGACUACCCCGGCCUCCACGACUUCACCCUGCACUUUCAGGAGUCCAGUACGGCCAAGUCCGUCACCUGCACAUACUCCCCAGAUCUGAAUAAGCUGUUCUGUCAGUUGGCGAAGACGUGUCCCGUGCUGAUGGCGGUAAGCUCCUCCCCCCCGCCGGGGUGCGUGCUCAGAGCCACCGCCGUGUACAAGAGAUCAGAACACGUGGCCGAGGUGGUGCGGCGCUGCCCUCACCACGAGAGGAGCAACGACAGCAACGAGGGUCCGGCUCCUCCCGGUCACCUGCUCCGUGUGGAAGGUAACACCCGGGCGCUUUAUCAGGAGGACAGGAACACACAGCGCCACAGUGUGGUGGUGCCCUACGAACCCCCUCAGGUGGGAUCCAGGUGCACCACUGUGCUGUAUAACUACAUGUGUAACAGCAGCUGUAUGGGGGGAAUGAACCGCCGGCCCAUCCUCACCAUCAUCACACUGGAAACACAGGAUGGUCAGCUGUUGGGUCGGCGUACAUUUGAGGUGCGUGUGUGUGCGUGUCCCGGGCGCGACAGGAAGACUGAAGAGAUCAACUUCAGGAAACUGCAGGAACCCAAAAACUCAGGAAAAACAGUUACCAAGCGCAGCUUGAAGGAUCCGCCCUCACACCCUGAGGCCAGUAAAAAGUCCAAGAGCAGCAGCAGUGAUGAUGAGAUUUACACACUGCAGGUGCGUGGCAGAGAGCGUUAUGAGUUCCUGAAGAGGAUUAAUGACGGUCUGGAGCUCAGUGAUCUGGUGCCCCCUGCUGACCAGGAGAAGUAUCGACAGAAACUUUUGUCUAAGACCUGCAAAAAGGAGAGAGACGGAGCUGCAGCCGAACCCAAACGAGGGAAGAAACGACUGGUGAAGGAGGAGAAGAGCGACUCGGACUGAGAGGGGGGGGGGGGGGAGUCAUUUAUUCAUCUUACUGUCUAGGGGGAAACUGCAUUUCUUUAUUCCUGUGUGUGUGUUGUGUGUGUGUGUGUGAGAGAGAUGUUGAGGUAGUUUUUUUUCUUUUUAUACACCUAACAUCUGUGUGUGUGUGUGUGUGUGUGUGUGAGAGAGAUGUUGAGGUAGUUUUUUUUCUUUUUAUACACCUAACAUCUGUGUGUGUGUGUGUGUGUGUGUGUGUGUGUGUGCGUGUGCACGCGCACAAUUGUUAAUGGUGCAUAGACUCUCUCUCAGGACACCUGAUCGUGUUUCUCAGUUUAGUUCCUGAUCAUGUUCCUCUGAUCUUUUCAUGUUCUUUCUUACCUACAGACGGUUUUAUACACACACUUUGUAGUUUAGAUGAAUUCUGUUCUUUUUCAGAAUAAAAAUAAAUGAAGAUAAA